GAGGCAAGGCAUUGCCACCAGCUUGGCUUGAAAUGUUUCUUUUUAUAUGAUGUGAGCUGUUCAUGAUGCAAUUUUGUCACCGAUUCUGAAGCCUCCUCCCAUUCAGUCUGUCCCAGCAUGGUACCAUAAAUAGAAACCUAUUCCUUGCCCAUCCCAAGUUCUUGGCUUGGAGCUGUAUUUCUUGGCUUUAUUCAGUGGGUUGUUUACACUGCUUAAACCUUGCACCACUCUGUGGGAGGCCCAAAGGCUAACUAUGGAUCUGUGCUUAGCUCAAGCAAACCACGUUAUUAAGAGUCUGGUUGCUUGCAGGAGAGGAACACCUAGGAAUGGCAUUUAGUUAGGUUGCCUGCAUUUUACCAGAGCUGUAUGUGAGCUGUCUGUCCCAUUUAAACUGGUGUUUUUCAUGGCCACAUGUGUGUCAGCAGAAAGACUAGGUGGUCCAUUUAGGUAAGGGCUGAAGUCUGUUACAGGGUAAAGAAAGUUCAUCGGUCUGCUUCUGUGCUACCACAUUAUUAGACAGCAGGAACUUGGCCUGUUCAGCAUUGGUUUGCUUUUUAGUAUGUAGUUUGCCUUGAGUAUUUUUGGUUAGUAGGAAACGCUGAGACUUGGCUUCAGAAACAAAGCUACUGUAGAACUUGAUACUUUUCCAAUCGUGUCAGCAAAAUAGGAAACCCGUUUGCUGCUGUGUUAUCAAUUUUGUUUCCUUGUAUUCAUUAAGGCAGAAAUCCUCCCACUAACAAGCUGGGUAAAGAUCUUGAAGUCUAGUGAUGUAAAGUGAUACAUGUUUUGAAGAUGCAGUGGAAAAUACCAAUUGUACUAGCCGUCUUUAGUUACUUGAUGGUCUACGUUCUAUGCUUUUAAGUUGACCAGUACCUGUUCUUUGGUAGUCUUAAAAGCAAGCAUAUAAAAUGAGCCUGUGUGUAAAAUAAGCAUCAUGGAUAUUUAUAUAGGUAUUUAGUUUAAAAACUCAAAGUGAAAAUAAAGAUGUGGUACAUGCAGGAAUCCUGGUGGGCUUGUGUUCAAGUGUCCCUUUGUGGAAAAAGGACUGUAAGAAGCCAGGAGAUAGAACACCGUGCGUGUGUAUAUACACACCCACCCCCAUGCUUUUUGAUGUAAAAUGCUAAGAUACCAGGUUGAGACUGUAUGCAAUAACCAGGAUUUACCCACCCUAUAACCCUUACUUUGUCUGUCUUCCUUCCAUUGACAAACUAGUCACUUUGGCCUGCUCCAAGCAACACCAAGUCCUUUUCAGAGCUGUAUUUCCAUUUACACGUUCUUUUGUUUAAAAGACAUCAACAGUUGGUUCAGAAAUUCAGAGUACAGCAGAUUUGUUAGAAGCUUUAGAAGCUCCCUGAACUAUAUAUUUUUCAAAGUAGCAUAGUCAGCAAGAUUUCCUUUUAUUCAACUUCUUCCCACUGCUGGAAGAACAGAGAAAUGUUUCUAAGUGGAUGAUUUAAGUUGUACAGGAAGGGUACCCAACCACUCUCAGGAAACUGCUUUGAAGGACACCACAGGGAAUAGUCUAAAGAGCUGGGAAGAGCUGCUGUGCCUGAAAGGUGGAUUCUUCCACCGAGGAAGUUAAGUACACCAGAAUUAAGAUUUUAUAUUGUGCACUUACUGCGAAGGGAAUAGGAACAGGAUGCAGAUGUGGUGGAUGCAGAUGUCAAGGUGAUGGCCUACAGUACUACAAAAUAACUAUCUAGGAAAAUCAGUUGUAAAAGAAAUGAUGCUCAGGUAGAAAGAUGCCCGAUUUUGUUCUGCCUGAGUGCAUUUGACAGGACCUUCUGAACUGCUACACACUGUGCAGGGACACUCCAUAUCCUGCCCAUGGAGGAAUGCCUUCAGGAGGGUGGCUGGAAGGAUGCAGCCAGAGAAUUGCCCUGUUAGGGGAAACCUCCAGCUAGGGUAUUACUCAUCCACAAUGCCAAUGCUGGCUAUGACUUGGUUCCCAUCAGGAGCUCAUUAACAGACCAGCCAGCCCUUAGGCUUUGCCUGAGGAUGCUCUUCUGACAGAGGCUAAAAUUGAUAGGGUCAAUGUAUUUGCAAGUUACGUUCUUAAUCCAACCUAACUUUCUGCUAAUCCUUCUUUGUUCCAAAUACCAAUUACUCAUCUGUUUUAUUUUAGCUAAGAAGUAAAUCUGUGAUUUUAGCUAAGGUUAUUAACUAUUACAGCUAAGACUAAUUUAGCCACAGAUCCACAUGUAGCUUGCCAUUUCCUGGUACCAUUUCAGCAGUGUGUUUGUCACAAAGUUCAUCCACGUGUUUAUGAGGCUGCAUUGUUUUUCUCUACAAAUUCUGCUUAUUCUUUGUGUAUUAAUAGAAACACUAAGGGUAGUACUAAUACCAGUGUAGUUAGGAGUACUUGGAGCAAAUAAGGGGAGAAAACAAUAAACUGCAAGAGACAAAACCAAAGAUGAAAAUGGAUAAAAUAAACCCUAGGCAUCUCAACCUGUAACUACUGGCUAGCAUGCUGCAGGAUUCACUCAGCUUGGUUUUGGAGAAGGAAGGAAAGAGGUCACCCACUUGUCAGAACUUUAGGAAGACAACAGUAUGUAGGUAUCCCAAGGUAUUUUGUCUAGUUAUUUUUUCCACAUACAUUAGGCGAUGGUGGUAGAGGAAAUAACUUAUAUCGCAGACCAUACAGGGAAAAGCAACUCCUCACCACCACAAGCAUACCCAUAGUUACACAGUGUUUUUCCGCAUCCACAAAAUGCAAACAUUUGGAAUAAGGCAGGUUGCUCGUUUCUUACCUUUAGCCUGAUCUGAGGCCUCAUCACGUGGUGCAGCAGUCUUUCUUACAGAAUGGUGGGUUAUAGAAAUGCCGCUUCUUUUGUACUUCUUCCUCCUUGGUGGGCUGCAGCAGCUCCUCUCCCCUUACAAAGGCCAAACCAUUGACUUUCCUUUCCCUGCUCCCUUUUAUACCCCUCUGCAGCAGCCCCCACCCACCCCCCAGGUGUGAUACUGCCAUGGUGAUUGCUUGUUCUUUAACCCUUCCUUGUCCACGUGUUAGGAGGAGCUUGUCCUGCUAGAAACUAUACAGCCUUUGCUAGACAGCUAUGGCUUUUAAAGAACUCAUCCUAUAAAUCUUGUGUUUUUUGAGAGAUAAUUUGAUGAUGCCCUUUUAGAGAGCUGUCCUGAGUCUUACUAAAUCAGCAAAUAUGCAGCUCAGAUUGGGAGUGCUGUAUUGCCCUUGCUCUCUGUUUCUUUCUGAAAUGCUCAAGAGAGUUUGCUUGCUCAGUGCUUGUACAUCUUAGAUGUAUGUUUUCAUUAACAUCAUCCUGUGCCGAUUCAUGUAAAUAGUGGUCCCUCAAUGGUAUGUGGAGUAGAAAAAUGAAUCAAUCUGGGCCGUCCCCUUACUGGGUGAUCUGUUUUGUAAUUUGUACAAAGGAAUUUCUCCAAGGAAACUGUUUGCUUUCUUCCCAAACACUUUGUUGCCCAACUUUUAGCCGAACAAAACUCUGUCUUCAUAGCUUAUCUCAAAUUUGUUUCAACUUGCAGUCCAUUCCCCACAUCCUCUGUUUAGCGUUCCCUGGGAAGCUCCACCCUCACUUCCAGCUAAUAACCACGUUAACCCGCAGCUCGAUUUCCACAGUUUCUCCUUCGCCCGCUGGCAGCACUUGGUUUUUCAUUGGCGCCAGCCUUGUCAGCAGUGAUCCUCUGCACGUUUGUGCUGGCAGUAGCAGUCCAGGACUUCUCGUGUCAAGCAGCCUCUUCUGCUUGCUGCAGAGCACAGCAUGAUUGUGGGGACGGUCCUCUUCCAGUCCAGCAGCUAUGGCAAAGAGGGUAAGCUGCUCUGCUGCCUUGGUGAGGAAACUUCUGAGCCUGGCGUGAGUUUCACAGAGGCCCUGCACCGCCCCUAUGGUUGUGAUGUUGAACCCCAGGCACUGAAUGAAGCCAUCAGAUGGAGCUCCAAGGAGAACCUGCUUGGAGCCACUGAGAGCGAUCCCAAUCUCUUUGUUGCACUUUACGAUUUUGUAGCAAGCGGUGACAACACGCUCAGCAUCACCAAAGGUGAGAAGUUGCGAGUCCUGGGUUACAACCAGAAUGGUGAAUGGAGUGAGGUACGUUCGAAGAAUGGGCAGGGCUGGGUACCGAGCAACUACAUCACACCAGUGAACAGCCUCGAAAAGCAUUCAUGGUACCAUGGGCCAGUGUCACGCAGUGCAGCGGAGUAUCUGUUGAGCAGCCUCAUCAAUGGCAGCUUCCUGGUUCGUGAAAGCGAGAGCAGCCCAGGGCAGCUAUCCAUCUCGCUCAGGUACGAAGGACGUGUUUACCACUACAGGAUCAAUACCACCUCAGAUGGAAAGGUAUAUGUGACAGCAGAAAGCCGUUUCAGCACUCUAGCAGAACUGGUGCACCAUCACUCAACAGUAGCAGAUGGACUUGUGACAACUCUGCAUUACCCAGCACCCAAGUGCAAUAAGCCCACUGUCUAUGGAGUGUCCCCCAUCCACGACAAGUGGGAGAUGGAGCGGACCGAUAUCACCAUGAAGCACAAACUUGGGGGAGGGCAGUAUGGCGAGGUGUAUGUUGGUGUCUGGAAGAAAUACAAUCUCACAGUUGCUGUGAAAACAUUAAAGGAAGAUACCAUGGAGGUGGAAGAGUUCUUGAAAGAAGCUGCUGUGAUGAAGGAGAUCAAGCACCCAAAUCUAGUGCAGUUGUUAGGUGUAUGUACCCUGGAGCCCCCCUUUUACAUUGUGACAGAAUACAUGCCGUAUGGGAACCUGCUAGAUUAUUUACGGGAAUGCAACCGGGAGGAAGUGAGUGCUGUUGUGCUACUCUACAUGGCUACUCAGAUCUCCUCUGCCAUGGAGUACCUGGAGAAGAAGAACUUCAUUCACAGAGACCUGGCAGCACGGAACUGCUUAGUUGGAGAAAAUCACGUGGUGAAGGUGGCUGACUUUGGCUUAAGUCGACUCAUGACUGGAGAUACCUACACAGCUCAUGCUGGAGCCAAGUUCCCAAUCAAAUGGACAGCUCCUGAGAGCCUGGCCUAUAACACCUUUUCAAUCAAAUCAGAUGUAUGGGCCUUUGGGGUGCUGUUAUGGGAAAUUGCUACCUAUGGGAUGUCACCAUACCCAGGCAUUGACCUCUCUCAGGUGUAUGAUCUGCUGGAAAAGGGCUAUCGGAUGGAACAACCGGAGGGGUGCCCUCCAAAGGUUUACGAACUGAUGAGGGCAUGCUGGAAGUGGAACCCACCAGACCGACCUUCCUUUGCCGAGACCCACCAGGCUUUUGAAACCAUGUUCCACGACUCGAGCAUCUCAGAGGAGGUAGCAGAGGAGCUUGGAAGAACAGCCUCCUCCUCAUCCAUAGUACCUUACUUGCCCCGGUUACCCAUGCUUCCCUCCAAGACUAGAAUGCUGAAGAAACAGGGAGAGAACAAGGAGAACAUUGAAGGAACACAAGAUAGUGUGGAGCACUCAGCUUCCAGCUCAGCACCAGGUUUUAUCAGAAGCACACAGCUGACAAGCGGGUCUCCCGCGCUGCCUCGCAAGCAGAGGGACAAGUCACCCAGCAGCCUGUUGGAGGAUGCCAAAGAGACCACUUUCACCAGGGACAGAAAAGGUGGCUUCUUCAGCUCCUUUAUGAAGAAGAGGAACGCUCCCACACCUCCCAAGCGCAGCAGUUCCUUCCGGGAGAUGGAGAAUCAACCCCAUAAGAAAUAUGAGCUGACGGGUAACUUUUCAUCUGUUGCUUCCUUGCAACACGUGGACGGGUUCUCUUUUGCUCCCACACAGCAGGAUGCAAGCCUGGCGCCACCCAAGUGCUAUGGUGGGGGCUUUGUGCAGAGGACCUUCUACAACGAUGACGGCACUGGUACCAGCAGUGGUGGGGGCGUAAGCACUGGUGGUGGGUGGUCGGGCAUCACUGGUUUCUUUACACCACGUUUGAUUAAAAAGACACUGGGUUUACGAGCAGGAAAACCCACUGGCAAUGAAGAAGCUUCAAAGCCUUUUCCAAGGUCAAACUCUACAUCUUCCAUGUCCUCAGGGCUUCCAGAGCAGGAUAGGAUGGCAAUGACCCUUCCCAGAAAUUCCCAGAGGUCAAAAAUCCAGCUGGAACGGACAGUGUCCACCUCCUCUCAGCCCGAUGAAAGCACGGGGAGGGCCAAUGACCUGCUUCCCAAAAGGUUUGAAGAAGGCCCUGCUUUGACCAGAGAGAGACCAAAAGCAAAACUCUUGCCGAGGGGUGCCACGGCACUCCCUUUCCGAGCCCCCUCCGGGUCAGAAGAAAAGGAGGGUCCAGGGCUAGCAGCAGCUCCUAAGGGCAAAGAAAAAAACAGCGGCCCACGGCAAGGGGCCCUUGAGGACGGUGAGAGACCGGGGUGGUCGUCUCCAGUAAAGGCUGCAGCAAUACUUCCAACCACUCAUAACCACAAAGUGCCAGUCCUCAUCUCACCCACUCUAAAACACACUCCAGCAGAUGUGCAGCUCAUUGGCACAGACUCUCAGGGUAAUAAAUUUAAGCUCUUAUCUGAGCAUCAGGUCACUUCUUCCGGCGACAGGGACCGGCCCAGACGGGUAAAACCAAAGUGUGCUCCACCUCCACCACCAGUGAUGAGGCUCCUACAGCAGCCAGCUGCCUGCUCCGAUGCAGCAGAAGAGCUGAGCAACACGGCGGGAGCGCAGCACGGACUGGAAUCAAGCGAAGGGAGUAAGAAGGCAGCAGCAGCAGCACCUGUUGGUGGAAAAUCUGGGAGGCCUGUGAUGCCUCCACCUCAAGUGCCUCUGUCAUCGUCUUCCACCUCCCCAGUGAAAAUGGCCAAUGGCACAGCUGGUGCAAAAGUAGCACUAAGAAAGACCAAACAGGCGGCUGAGAAAAUCUCCGCAGACAAAAUCAGCAAGGAAGCACUGCUGGAGUGUGCAGAUCUUCUCUCGAGUGCCAUCGCCGAGCCAACACCAAACAGCCAGCUGGUGGACACAGGGCACCAGCUGUUGGAUUACUGCUCAGGCUAUGUGGACUGCAUCCCGCAUACACGCAACAAAUUUGCCUUCCGGGAAGCCGUGAGCAAACUGGAACUCAGCCUGCAGGAACUGCAGGUGUCUUCAACAGCUGCUAGUGUCCCUGGGGCAAACCCCGUCCUUAAUAACUUAUUGUCAUGUGUCCAAGAAAUCAGCGAUGUGGUGCAAAGGUAGCUACUGUCAAUCUGGGUAAGAGAAAUACACACGGGGAGGGGGGGACUUUUUUCUGUACUGAUGCUUUCAAAAGGAAAGACUGAUACUUGAGUAUGUGAAGUACCUCAGAUCACUGAGUUCUCCUCACGUUUACAGGUUCAUCUCAAAAAAAUGGGGAUGGAGAGGGUAGAUUAAAGCUGUAAGGGGCAGAACAUCAAGUAUUUGUCCCUACCUAGUCAGACUGAUCUGCUUGGUAUGGCAGGGGAAGGAAGUUCCUCGUUCCUCCCCUGGAGAGGCAGGAGAAUCGAUGGCAGGUUCUUGCUCUGGGAAGGAUGAUUUGAUGUGUGAUAGCCGGAGUACUGGAGCAGCUGCAGGCUACGUGGCUGUACGGAUCCUCCCCGUCUGCACUAACGCGUGCUUUGGUCUCCUGACAGGGCAGAGGACUGGCACGGGGGCUGCGCUGGGACCACCGGCCGAGCAGCCUGAGCUGGAGUAGCUCGGAAGCGGGAGGGCGCGUGCAGCUGGGGGAAGGUCUAAUGCACUGACAGUAUUCAGAGCUGCUGGAGGUGGAUGCACUAGCCCAGACGGCUUACUUCCACAGCGCUGCUGCUGCUGCUGUAAUGAGAACUGCAAAAUUACUUAAUAUAUGAAACUAUCCCUUUUUCCCUCCUGUCCACCUCAUCUACCACAUGUUCUCAUCUUCGUUGUAUUGGAAGCGUCAGGGAUGCUGGGCAGACUUACCACUGGAAUACCCCCUUCCCCACCACACAGCCUUCACUUAGCUGAUACUGAUUUCUAGUGGUCUAGCACGAGUGCUGCUUGAUGGUCCUUUGUGGGUAGUUCGGGGCUCUUGCGCAACUCGCCAGUGUUGUUAGUGGGGUGGGUGGAUUGUUUUUUGGUUGUUUUUUUUUAAGCUCUAGUUUUUAACUUGCUACCAGGUUGACUCCCCAGUUCAGUUUCAUCACUUUAAUGGACCCACGAUAGGUAAGGCAGAGCCUCUGCCACCCCUGGCUGUUCCCCGCUUUCCUUUAGCAGUCAUGGCACUGCAGGGCCAGCUGGAGAGCCAGAAGGCACAGCCUGGCCUGCCCACCACGCACCCUUGCUGCUGCGGGAUUCCCUGGAGCGGUCCCUACUCUUGGCCUAACACUAACACUUCCCUCCGACGGCUUCCUGGGAUUUGUUCAGGUGCUUGCGGGUGCUUUCAGCUUCCCUGCGUAUGGAGGCGACUAGGUGUGUCAGCACACAGGGGAACCAUAGCUAUCUUUUUUUAUUUGUUCCUGUAUUUUAAAGGCUAUGCCAGAAUCUCAUGCAGUGGCAUAGGGAACAUGCACAGACUGCAUGCUCCUCCGCCUGAGACAACAAAUGUUACAGCCCUGCCUUGGGGAGCUCCCACUGGGUUACGGUCUUCUGAUGCCUACCAACAAUCCCAGAAUGAAAGCAGUCACGUGGUUGAGAUUGUUUUCCUUGGUCCUAGUGCUGUUUGUAGACUGCUGUGGCCUCAAAAAGCUGGUCUUCUGUGUAUACGCACAACUCCCUGAGAUUUAAAUGUACUGGCAAGCAGGAAGACCUCAGCCAACUGUUGGUUUGCAAGAGGAAAAAAACCAGGCCUGAUACCUAGCUCCAAAUACACGUUACCCUGCGGGCUGCUGCUCACUUCACACUUUUGGUGAUGAUAGAAGAUCUCGCUUGCUUUGCACCUUAAAUCUUUUAUUUUUGGCUAAAACGCUUUUUAAACUUGUUUUUAAAGUGUGA
Falco peregrinus (peregrine falcon) is the source of this 8870-nucleotide messenger RNA. RefSeq names its product ABL proto-oncogene 2, non-receptor tyrosine kinase (gene ABL2). The record is from RefSeq and is a predicted model, not a curated record. NCBI's taxonomy places the organism in Eukaryota, Metazoa, Chordata, Aves, Falconiformes, Falconidae. Gene Ontology annotation, molecular function: ATP binding; non-membrane spanning protein tyrosine kinase activity; protein binding. The transcript has 11 exons. Gene Ontology annotation, biological process: regulation of apoptotic process; protein phosphorylation. The coding region runs from base 3735 to 7139 and encodes 1134 amino acids.